AUGACUAGUCAUAUUCAUUUCAUCAAUCACUUUUUGCUGCCAAAUUAUCAAGUUUUAUUUAAGAUUAAAUGUUUUACUAUAGAACAUUUAGAGAAUUUAUGUUUGUGUUUUGUAGGUAAAGAUCCCUAUUUAAGAGAAACCCUUCUCAGAGUGACGCAGUUAUAUUGUGCAACACGUUACGGAGAUGAAUCAUCUAUUGCAGGAGUUACAAAGUUUCACUCAAAAUUCCCACAAAACAAAAACGUUUCUGGUGAAAUUUCUAAACGAAUAAGAACAUCAUUUAAUCCAGCAACAGUAACAGCUGGAUUAUCCGAUAAAACCAGUCACAAUGACCUCAAACCAGAAAGUUUGGUGAAGAAAUCAUGGGAUAAGGAGUCGUCUACUGCAGUAACCAAUAACACAAAUAAAUUCAAACAAAGUAUAAUGGGACAAGAAAAUAUGAAUGAUCAACCAAUUAAAAACUAUAGCAAAUGCUCGCCAAAAACCAUGAACAAACAAAUCAUAUCAAAGAGACAUGAAAAUGAAGUUGCAACUCAUGGAGAUUCUAAUCUAAAAUUUCUGAAUAACGCUCAACUUUCCGGUAAUACUACUAGUAACAAAAAUGUUGACAUCACCAAAUGGACAGAGAUUUCUCAUCCUCUGAAUCUUUCAACUUCAUCAGCCAGUAGUGAUGAAAGCCAUUUAGUGUUUGAAGAUCCGUCUUUUCAAACAAAACAAAACUGUCCUAACUUAUUCUCAACAUUUCCAUUCGUGCGUAGUACAUCGUUAUCAAUACUGGGUCAUCAUAAUGAACCGAUUAUCUCAUCUACAACAUCUUCACAAAUAAAUUCAUUCUAA
Messenger RNA from Schistosoma turkestanicum, 837 nucleotides. The record is from the annotation of a GenBank genome assembly. Lineage: Eukaryota; Metazoa; Platyhelminthes; Trematoda; Strigeidida; Schistosomatidae.